CAAAAAUGGGAAAAGUCCCAGUGGAAGACAGGUUGUGAAAUUUAUGUGAAUUUAUCCUGCAAAGAAGGCUGGAGAGUCUGGAGCUGAUUAAUAUACAAUAUUUGUGAACAUAUUAAUUUGUCUUCUUGUUUAUAAGCUUUGUUCCUUCUUGUUUUGCUUUUAAGUACACCAGAAAAUUUUACUGGGAUCAAAGAAACUGAAGAAAUGGUAAGCUUCCUCAUGUGUAGACAUGCUAAGAGAGCUACAGUACAGACACACACGCAAACAAGUGCUCCUGAAACAUGCUGAUUGACUCCAAACAUUGGGAUCGUAUAAAGCAUCCAGCGCACUUUCCACCAACACACCACUCUGACAACACACAGCAAAUGUGUCCACACAAGCGCAGAGGCAAAGGGCAAAGAGAGAAGCACUGCCAAGAAAAGCAGUGAGGAAAAUUGUUUCAUUCCCAGCCAAGUGACUCAAAAGAACCAAAGGACAGAAAACUUCUUUGCCAACUUAUGGCAGGAAGUCGGUGCGCAUGGCCUGGGCAUGCUUACACCCAUACUGCAAGGUUGUCCUGUCUCCUGUGCUGACAUGCUGAUACACCCACAGGGUGAAUGCUUCUCAAGGGCAAACAGCCAAAUCAUAUCAAAACAAUGGACCACACAAAACACAUAAGUGUGACUAAGAAAGUGGAGAAGCUAGAUGUCACAUAUGAAUCUUUUUAUUCCCUAAAAUUAAGGGAAUUUGAACAGAAUCCUCUUAGCUAGGCAGAUGACAUGCACUUUUGCCAAAACAUAUCAAUUCAGGAAGUCAUCCAGGUGAAACAAGUUCAACAAAUGACUGAUACAAUUAGUCACAUUUAUGGACUGAAGAGAGCAAUUCUUUACCAUAAGAAUUCCUAGCACUGCCAAAUAAUCUAUUAAAUCAAUUGCAACAGUGAAGUUAACAACUUGGGUUUCCUCCCUGUACUGCCUCCAGGUUUGCUACGUACAACAGAAGUGCUGAAAAUAAAGGUAAGAAAGUUCCAUAUUUCAAAUGUCCCAUGAAUACCUUAAUGUUUGAGGCACAGAUACAGCAGUGAGUGUUAGCUGUCACACUGUCAGAAAUCAUCUUAAAGGAAAACCUUCCACCCUCUUCAAUAAGCUUCAAAGUAGACCCUAAAAACCAAAUAUGAAGCUUACCUACUUUGGCAGUCCUCAAGCUACAACAUGCUUUCUUAUGUGAAUUAGUUUGGGUUUGGCCAAUACUGCAAUGGGAUGCAAAGUAAAUUCAGUAUGUUUUAGCAAGAAGAGCUGAGCACAAUGCCAGUUCAGACCACUUUGAAUUCUAUUCAUUCAUGUGCAUCAUGACCGUGAAAGGACAGAAAACUGCUGUGAAGUUUGGAGCUAAAUAUUUGCAGGAAAAACUCAAGCAUGUUUUAGAAAACAUGUUUUCUUAGUGAAUCUGCAGCUAACUAACAGAAUAAUAUGGUGUCACCGUUGACAUAUGGAUUAAAAGCUGAACUGGUUUUGACUUUCAACUGAAAAUUCUACACGUUCAACCACAAACCCAUUACUGGAAGAUGGGGAGGGAAAAGGAUUAGGAUUUUCAAUAAAAAUAAACAAAAAAUGUACAGAAGUGAAUCCAUUUUUCUUUGUUGCAAUUCUUAGCAUAUAAAACUAUACUUCUAUCCUUUUCUUUUUAAAUCCAACCAUUACAAAUACUUGCCCUUCAAAGCAAGGAAUUGUUCUCUGUCUCCAAAAAGUCACCAUGUACUGUUGGUAGGGCAGAGGAGCUGCUACUAACUAUUCUAACAGCAAAUGUGCUACGCUGUGUACAGACAUGCCCAGCAGAUAAACAAACCCAAGCUGCAUCAAAUCGUGUAUGUUUCUUGAUCAGUAAGGGCCCACAAUUCAAGUUAUUACAGACCGGGCAAUCAAAACAUUUACAGUGUCAGAUGCCCUGUAGACUACACAGGCUGUUUCCUCACACAUCACCUAACCUCUACACCAGCUGGAUUCUUUCUUUUUUAAAGAUAGAGAAUUAAACUCCUUACCACUGAGGUUUACCAAGGGCAAUCUGUGACCACCUCACUUUUACAACCUUGAUCAAGAGUUCGAAGAAAUAGAUAUAUAUUUUUUUAAGUGUAUAUGUACAUACAUGCACAUGAACUUGUGUGUAUUUAUUUGUUUAGGUCAUUUGACAUAGCCAUUUACAGGAAAGAAGUGAAGAAUUACAAUAGCAAGGUGUUGACCACUUGAGCGGUCAAGUUCCAUUCUCUAAUUAUUGCUUUUAACGUUUUCUUCCGUUUUCUUGAAAUUAAUAAAAUAGCACAUGAGAUAAAGAAUACAUAAGACUUCACUGAACACAGGACAUGGCAGGCUCGGUCUUACCACUCAGUGGAGCAAUAAGUCUGAGUAGGGGAGACCUCAUGAUCGAAAUGCAGACCUAGGCUCUCUGGGCUGAGAAGCUAGUUACAUAAGGAACUGACAAGGCCUGUGCAGAUUUGGGUGUGCAACAGACACAAGUACUGAUAAUGAAGUGGUGAGGGGGAAUAAAAAAUUCCCAUUUCAUAACUUUUGACUUAGCUUAUUUUCUGCAAGCAGUAAACCUCAAUACCCAAACAAGACCUAUUCCAGAAAACUUAAUCAGACAAAACCUAGUCAGCUUCCUUUUUUGACAUUACAUUUUAAAAAUACGAAUCAUCUUUUCUUUACAAAAGAAUUCAGAAAGUUUCAAUAUGAACACUAGACAGCACAUUCCACUACUAGAAGUUUUUUACAAGAAGAACUCCAAAUAUCAAAGCAGCUUAGGAAUUUAUAAAGACAAACUAUCUCACUACUUGGGAAGAAGCUGAAUUCUUUCAGGUAUAUGACCUUCCUAUGAACAUCAUUCAUUUCAGAAUGAAUUUUCAGGAUUUUGUAAGAAUACUACUCCCCAAGUACAAUAAUGCAAGAAUAUAAUUGAAUCCUUUACAUGCAUUACUUACAUUACCAGAAAGCACCAAGGUUGACUUCCAAGAAAGAGAAUGGAUACAUUGAUAUUAUCAUGACGUAGCUAAUACAAGCGAAAGUUAAAUUCACAAAUUCUGGUCUCAUUAGUAAAAGCAAAAACUAAGCACCUGAACUUUGGGGAGGCAUGCUAGCUCUUCAGUGGCUUAAUUAGGGACUGCUAAUCAAUUACUCAAUUGUAUCAUGCACAGGAACCUUCCCCUUAAGCUAACAAAAAACAAAGAGGAACAAUGAGGAAGAACCAGCUCCUCUCUUUGGUUGUGACAACAUAAAGGCCAAAAACUUUACAGCAUAAGAAGUACUUAGGAACUUCAAGAGUCUACUGAGAAUGCAUCUCCUCCUCCACACAGCCACAACCAGCUGAUGGGAAUUCACAGCUCCAUGCACCCUAAAAGCAGUCAGUUGCAUUUAGCUCUCCCUUGAACUUGCAAGACAGUUUGUAAGGCCUGGAAACAGCUGUGGCCUGCAUAGGUCUAAAACUGAUUUGGCCAGCAAGGUUUGAAAAACAAGAACUCAUAAUUCUUUCUUUUGUUCUAGUUAAAUAUUAUACGUACAUUUCCCACCUGCAGAUAAGAGACUGUUCACUGCAAAUAAGUAGAUUGCCAUCCUCAUAGUGGCAAAUAAUUUUCAAAAAAAGUUGAAAAGCAUUUGACCAUCCUACUAAGCAUGGUGAAAGGCAGAGAAGACACUGAGUUUAAGGGUUUCAGCAGCCAAGUACAGCUUCCUGAAAUAAUCAGGAUGGCACAUUAUACAUCAACAAGCUCUCACACUCCAUAAACCUGCUAUAAAAAGCCUCUAGCAUCAGUAUCUCAGCUGCUUCUGAAUCUUUUCUUCAAGCAAAAACACCUCCCCUGCCCUUAUUUUUAUAGCUUACUGUAACAUGUUUGUAUUUGAGUACUAUCAUAAAAAUAAGGUGAUUAAUCUGUAUCUCUCUCUCUCUGCUGCUUCUGAGAAAACUGAUCUGGAAUUGCACCGGGCAGUCCUCAGACUGCCCGCAUGCUUCCACCUUCACUCAGAAUCCCUUUUUCCUUUUGAUAUUGUCUCAUGUGAGAUCAAACAAGCAUCAUCUUUCUUCAGAAUGAAACAAAGAAUAUUGUCAGUUUCUCGCUAAAGAAAUAAAAAGUUUUUUUUUUUCUCCCUCAGACUGAAUGUACAUAUCCUUGUCCACUCAUCUCUUAGUUACAAAUAUCCAUGGCUCGCUUAAGCCAUUCUGCCUCCAAAAACUGACCAUUUUUGUCACAAUGAUGUUUAUAGCAUACUUUUAAAAAAUGACAUUAAAUAAGUCAAUCAACUUUUUUUCCCUUCAUUCUAGUUUUCAAGUUGAUUUUAUUUGAAGAUUUCAGAUGCAUUUUAAUGCUAAUUGUUAAUGUUUCAAAUAUAUAGGGUACUUAAUUCAGCCUUUUCAUCAUGACACCUUGGAAUAUGGGAGAAAGAGCUGACUUUUUCAGCAAGUGCAAAAAUCUCAGGGUAACUGAUGAACUUGGGAUCCUUUGGUCAACAACGUGUUAGGAAGGAACCUUCUGCACAGCAAUCACCUUUGAACAAAUCUCUAAGUAGACGAGAUCUACAUUUAUGAUAAAAAGCACAAAGAAUGUUUAAACUUCUUGUUUGAAGUGUGAUAAGUUAAAAAGUCUACCUAAAUUUCAGGGAACAAAGAAUCUUCAAAGUCCUUUCUUAGCAAUAAGUUGAUCAGCUCAUCACACUGAGCAAAUAAUGGCAUGUUUAAUUAUUGUAGGAAUAUUCUAGAAGGGCUAAUGUUAUAUAUGACACUAAAAGGGUUUUGAUUAACCAGAAAUUGUUUGGUAGAGUAUAUAUAUCAUUCGCUUUAAGUCUUUCUGAUUUUCAGAGAUAAACUAAACCUAUCUCAGUCCCUGCCAAAGGCUGACAUUAUGAAUUGGAGAACAGUAAUUUAUAUUAUUUUAUUAGUAAGCUUUACUAUAGCCAGAGCCCUGCCUAGAAGUUAUCGGGACAUAGGUAAGAAUAUAUCUCGUGUUUUUAUUCUGUUCUUUCAUAUAAUACUGCUGACUGCAACUUGGCAUGCAUGGUUAUUUGGUAUUGUUUUAUCACUGCUAGUUCUACACUAGUGUUUUCUUAUAAAUGAAAGAUAUACAACAGAACUGUAGCUGUAUAAUUCUAUUCUUGUGAUCAGCCUUAGACGUAUCACUUCUUAAUGUCUUGAGAGUCCAUGUGCUGCAUGAUACAGCCCGUGCUUACUGAGAGGAUGUGUACUGAAGGGUAUUUUAAUCUAUAGGGGUGUGGUUAUUCCACUGAAUUUCAUGUAUUCCAAAACCCGUUGAAGCAAAGACUGCAGUUGUUCUAGCAUUUGUCCAUUUGAAGUAAAGUCCAUAGUGAAGUAAAGAGAGGGAUGCUACAUUCACCUAGCUAUUCAGUGUGGCAAUGUUAGGAAAUCGCUCUUUAUUAUUCUCUGGAGGAGCUUUACUCUCCACUAACUACUGAAGGAGCCUAUGAUGACUGCAUUUGGCACUAUAUUUUAAGUCCCAGAAAAGAGACAACUGAAAAGCUCCCACAGUAUGCAGGUCUGAUGAAUCUUUCACAUUACAUAUUUCUACCAUUAGUCAAAUGUUCUCAUCCUUAGAACUUCCAAAUGCACUAACAACUGAUGUUUGUCUUAUUUAUCUUUAAUCACCAUCCCAACUGACAUUUCCUCAUUACUUAGAGAAACUGGAUUAACUCUUAAUUUUGUCUGAUCCUUUUAUACUGCUCUCAGCCCAACUGACAUAGGUGUGACAACUGUCCUGAGUAGGGAAGAUGCUCCUUAUGUCAAAAUUAGUCUCUGAAAAUGUUCUCUAAUAAACAAGAAACCCAAGAAAUGAUUGGAUUUAGGCUAGGCCAUUAAUAAAAGAUCCACUGGCAAAGGAAAAUAUUUGCAUAUAAUCUUCAGAUAAAUUGGACACAUUUGUGUUCCACUGGGCUUGUUAAUGGCACAUGCAGAAGGAUAAAGCUCUGUGAUUUUUUGUGGAGCUUUGUUUACAAACGUAGUCCUCAAUUUAUUGCAUAUUUUCUACACAGGGAAGCCUUCACCUGCAGCCAAAUGAUCAUCAAGUAAACUUUUAAAUAGCUAAGACAAGGCUAAAAAGUGGUUUCUAAGGUAUUUAUUUAAUCAUGUGAUGUGCAUCAUCAUAGCUGAACACCGUCUAGGUUUGAUCGUAUCUUCCUCCCAUAAAACAUGAAAUAGGCAAUGAAAUUACAUUCUAGCUCAAAAACAAAUUGUUUCACACCCUCAAGUCAAAUAGAUAGCAGGGCCUCAUGCCUUCCACCUUAGUAAUAGUACUGCUGGCACUGAAUUAUGUUCGUCUGAAACUCCAGUAUAAAAAAAAAGUACUUGAUGAAGCAUUUGAAACACAUUUUAUUCAAACACCAAUUACCUUGUUUUUCAGAGGAAAAAACCAGCAUUGGCCAGCGGUUUUCUCAGCUGCAAGAAAAUAAUUUUAGAGCCAUUGCCAUGAUCAUGUUUGCACAGUAUGUGCAAGGAAAUACAUUUGGCCAAGUGGUUAAAAUGGCUGAAGCUGUAACAGACCUUGCCAAAAAGUGCACUGAUGUAGACAGAGACAACCCAAACUGUCGGAAGCCUUUGGACAGGAUCUUCCUCAAUACAAUAUGCCAGGAGGACAAUCUUCCCAGGUUUACUGACUGCUGUGCAAAAAAGGACUCUGAAAUAAAUGAUUGCUUCCUCUCCCUUAAAAAUUCAUCAAGAGGAUUCAUUUCUCCUUUUGAAAGGCCAAAUGCUGAAGCUGCCUGCAAAAAUUAUUCAGAGCAUCGCCAUUCAUUACCAGGACAUUUCAUCUAUGAGGUUUCCAGAAGGCAUCCUUUCCUCUAUGCCCCAACAAUCCUUUCUGUCGCUAUCCGUUAUGAUGAGAUGAUGAAGGACUGCUGCAGAAGUGCUGAAGACUCAACUCAUAACCCAGAGGAAUGCUUUCGGAGACAGGCCCCAAAGGUGGUGAAGCCCAUCAGAGAAGAUGGCCUGAGGCAGGAACACACAUGUGGAAUCCUGAAGAAGUUUGGAGAAAGGACCAUAAAGGCUCUGAAACUUGCUCAGAUAAGCCAGAAAUUCCCUAAAGCUGAUUUUUUUACUGUUACCAAACUUGUGUCGGAUAUUGCUAACAUGCACAAAGACUGCUGUCGUGGAGAUAUGCUGGAGUGUAUGCAUGAUAGGGAAGAAAUUCUACACUAUGUCUGCACCAACCAAGACAUCAUAUCAAGUAAAAUUAAAAAGUGCUGUGAAAAGCCACUGCUCCAAAGAAGUGAAUGCAUUGUUAAUGCAGAAAAUGAUGACAAACCUGCAAACUUGUCUCCCCAAGUCAAGGAGUUUAUAGAAGACAAAGGAGUAUGCGAACGCUUUGCUCAGGAAAAAGAUACCCACUUAGCCAGGUUCCUCUAUGAAUAUUCCAGAAGACAUCCUGAAUUUUCCGCUCAAAUGCUUUUAAGAAUUGGUAAAGGAUAUGAGGACCUACUGGAAGAGUGCUGCAAAACAGGUUCUCCGGACAACUGCUGCAGCAGAGGGGAGGAAGAACUGAAGAAACACAUUUAUGAAACUGAAAGCGUGAUGAAGACAAGCUGUGACAUUUACAAGGAGAAAGGAGAUUACUAUUUCCAAAACGAGCUUCUCCUGAGCUUCACCAAGAAGAUGCCUCAGCUAACAUCUGCAGAGCUGAUAAAAUUCACCAAGCAAAUGACUACAAUUGGCUCCAAAUGCUGCCAGUUAAGCCAGGACAAGCUACUGCCUUGUGCUGAGGAAAAUCUGGAUCUUGUGCUUGGAGAAAUAUGUAGAAGACACCUGACCAACCCAAUAAACCCUGGUGUUUGCCACUGCUGUAGUAGCUCCUAUGCUCUUAGGAGGCCGUGCAUGGGGAAACUAGAAAUUGAUGAGAAUUAUGUGCCCUUAUCAUUAACACCUGAUCUGUUCACUUUCCAUGAAGACUUGUGUACAACUGAAGAUGAAAAGUUACAGCACAUGAAGCAGGAGUAAGGCAUACCUCUUUUAUUCUCUUACCCCCGUGUUCCUUAUUCUUACCUUGGUAAUGCUCACCUUUCCCUCAUCCACUCUACUUGUCUGCCUUCUAUAAAAUGCUUUGGAAAGCAGGCAUAUCCUGCCUCAGCAGCACACCUAACUAACUGCUUUUCUUUCUUCUUAUCUUUGUCCUUGUUUCUUUUGCUGUCUGGUUCAACCUGUAUUUAUCUUCCUUUAAUUAGAAGAAAGUCAUUUUUCAGAAGUGGGUAGCUAUACUGGUAUAUACAGCACCAGACAGGAAGCAGUGCCUGAAGUUGGCUCCUCACACCAUUCUUUACAGUAACUGUGAAAGUCAUGUCAUAGAAACAUACCAGAACAACAAGGAAGCUACUGCAUGACCUUUAUGGUUUAAUUGAAGCUUGUCUCCCAGUGAGACAGCUUAUGUAUAUAUCCACAUCCCAAGCACUCCUUCAAUCUCUGGAUGCUUGGUUGACUUUGUCAGAGAGAACUGUCAUGCUGGACCCAACACAACAAGGAAAAACAAGUUUUCUUGGAUAACUGGUGCUAUGCCAAACCCAUAUUGUCUUGGACACUCUUGAGCAGUAAUAACACAUAUCAACUAUGAUUUGUUCAGGGAUAUUCAUGGUGGAACAACUUCAAAAACAAGCACUGCCAUUUUACUUCACAGGAGAAUAGGGAGACGUUCCCCAUUGUAAAUACCUGCCUGGGUGGUUCACGAAGAUGAAGAAGCUAUAGAAAGAAAGUGGGUAAUAAGAAAACAGAGAUCUUACUGGACUAGUGGCUUCUUAAGCUGUGUGUUCACCUGCCAGCUUCAAAGGACUUUGUUUCCCUUGCAGAAUGCUCAUCAACCUAAUCAAAUACAAGCCACAGAUCACACAGGAACAGCUGACCUCUGUCACCAUGGCUUUUACUGCCAUGAGGGAACAGUGCUGCAAAGAAGAGAAUCGUGAGGCAUGUUUUGUGAAAGA
This is a messenger RNA of Numida meleagris (helmeted guineafowl), 8930 nucleotides long. Its product is annotated as alpha-fetoprotein-like. The record is from RefSeq and is a predicted model, not a curated record. Gene Ontology annotation, cellular component: blood microparticle; cytoplasm. Gene Ontology annotation, biological process: transport. The transcript is spliced from 11 exons. Lineage: Eukaryota; Metazoa; Chordata; Aves; Galliformes; Numididae.